Messenger RNA from Culex pipiens pallens (northern house mosquito), 6898 nucleotides. RefSeq names its product CTD nuclear envelope phosphatase 1 homolog. Bases 5268 to 6716 code for a protein of 482 amino acids. Lineage: Eukaryota; Metazoa; Arthropoda; Insecta; Diptera; Culicidae. The transcript has 2 exons. The record is from RefSeq and is a predicted model, not a curated record. Gene Ontology annotation, molecular function: protein serine/threonine phosphatase activity; nucleic acid binding.
GAAAAUAAAACCAAUUUACAGUAUUCUGCUUUGCACUGCUAAGUUUUAAAACACGCAUCAAGCAAAUGUGUUCAUCGCAAAUGCAAAUGUGUUCAUCGCUCGUGUUUGUACCCUACCUGCGAGACUACUCUACCUAUACACAGACAAUUCUCUCUUAAAAUGAAUGCAGAUGCGGGGUAAAAUGGGAUUGUUCAACAUAUUUGAGAGGAAAAAAAACAUUAUUUUUGUUAUAAUUUUGAAUUAAUUGCGGUAAAUGUAAAAAAAAAUGUGUUUUGAUAAACAUUACGGUACGAAAAUACAAUAAAAUGAUGAAAAAUUUCGGAUUCUAGGUGACCAUCGAAAGUGAAUUUUGCUGUGGUGAAAUUCAUCCACUGACCGUGGUGAAAUAUUUGUUUGCAAAUCCAUCUAAUUUUUUGGCAAAUCGCUCUAUCAGUGUUUCUUACUUUUCACGGUUGACAACUUUUUUAGGUUUGAUUUUCAGUGGGGUUUGGGAGGGGGUGGGGGGGGGUGUGAGGGAGGCGAUGGCGACUCGAUAUUUGUUGAGUGAAUUAUUCCACUUCCAUUUUUCGUGGAGUUUUGUAAUUUUGGUUUGGUUUUAUUUUUGCGUAUAUUUCAGGAUUCCGAAGGUGGUUUUGAGGAUCAGAUCGACUCGAGGCUCGAGCCAACAUUCUCAGUGGGACUAAAUAAAUACUCAAAACUAACAACUUUUACGUCAGUUCUGACGUCAAAUUAAAUAAUAAUAGUAAUAGUAAUUUUAUUUGGCAACGAUAACCUGUUAGUUAGCAUUUUUAUCAGAGCAAGGAUGGAAAUAGUAAAUAAAUCAUUUGAAGCUACUAAUAAACAAUACCUAAUAAAACAGUACUUUUAUCAUUUUUCUUAUUUGUAGAGAAAAACAAUCAGUAGAAUCAGUUGUGUUGUAAGGGUUUAAUUUUUUAUUUCGGAAAAAUAAUUAAUUAUAUUGCUCCAUUCAAUUCAAUUGAUCAUAAACAUUUACCGUCAUCUGGGGCGAAUCGGGACUACAGUCUCAAUAGGGAACAGCAGUGUUUAUAGCAUUUAAUGGUUUUAAAUUUGGAAAUGGAUGUACACAUUUUGUUAGUCUGAGUCUGUUCUAACCGAAAUUAACCAGAAAUAUCAAAAUAUUGUGUUCCUACAUGGUCAAAACUGCUGUCCCAACCCAAGUAACAUUUUUUGCCAAGAGUUCUACAAGAGCUCUUCAAAAUAGCUACAGCAUAGCAGUUUGGACCGCGGUAGGAUAAAAUUAUCUUCAAAACUUCUUCAGGAGUUUGGAAGAGUACUUGAAGAGAGUUUUAUCCUACCGCGGUCCAAACUGCUAUGCUGUAGUGUGUGUAAACGACGUGUAAAAGGGGUGUCAAACUAAAAAGUGACCCCGUUCCCUUAUACCGUAUCCCAGAAUAUUCAAGACCUCACAACCCUAUUAAAAGUUAUGAGCACUUAAAUGCCAAUUAAACCAGUAUGAGAGGAUAUGGAAGAUCUGACAACUCUGUCAGAAUUAAGACGAAAACGUUACUUAAUCAACCACCCUUCCUCUCAUUGAUAUAGUGAUUCCAACCCCCCUAGAGGUCAUAAUAAAAAUAAGUGAUGAGUAAGAAAAGCAGACUGCAUACAGACUUUUUGUCCGCCGUGGCGAAACAGAUUGAGGUUAUGCUAUUUAAUAGCAUUUUUUAACUGUUUGUAAUUUUAGAUAGUCAAGUCAGAUCAUAAAUUUUUUUAAUCCACAAGAAAGGUCAUACAUCGAUAUAUUGAAAACUAAUUAUUGGAAAGCAACUGGACGCGCCUAAAAUGUAUUUUAAAACGCUUUUUGUUUGUUGAAAUCAUCAUAAGCGGUAUACGCACUUCGGAAGGAAUCGGUCAAGAAAAAUUUCAAAUGGGCAACAGCGGCAGAGUAAGCAAGCCAGAGAGGGUGAAGAAAAGCCCCAAGAAAUCGUUCCAUCUCCUUUGUUCUGCUGUUCGUAAAGCUGUUUCUUGACCCCUUUCCUUCCCAUCUCCAUACUAGCGUCUUUCUUUUAAAUUUCUAGAUGGUUUAAUAGUUUAAAACUAGUUAAGGAAUGGAUUUCUUUUUUUGCAUGUCCUUUAAAAACACUUAAACUUAAAAUCGCUCCUCCUGAUACAAUUUUUUCAGUUCAACUACAAUCGAGAAUCCAGUUUUUGCGAAUAUUUCAGGAUUCAGGGACUAUCGAGAUAUUAAAAGUGCAACAUGGAGUUAAACUUUCUGUCAAGCUGCUGUGAAUUCUUGACGCAAAAUUUGAGAUUUUUGACCCCCCCCCCCCCCCCUUUGGUAACAAAUCGUAACAGAUUAGCGAUCCCCCCUACCCCCCCUGUUACUUUUUUAACGCAAUUGUAAUUGCAUUUUUUUAUGAAUUCUUGUAUGAAAAUUUUGCGUUACAAUUUUUCAGCACACCCCCCUCCCCCAAUUUUCGUAACAGACACCGACACACCCUUUCCCCCUAACUACGUUACGUAAUAAAAGAACGCUCCCUAUGUACCGAUAUUAUACCGGCUCACAUCCCAACAAUACAGAACAAAACAAUGCCGAUAAGGCAUUGCAAACAUCGUGCACUUUCGCAGCGCCGAGCACCAUUCCAAACUAGAAGCUUACGAAGGAAGGUGAGUGUUUGUUUUCAUACCUAAAAUUACAGUUUAAUAGGGCGAAUCUGCGAUUGUAAACAAGCAGUCUAUCCCCCUCUUACUUCACGUGAACUGUCACUUGAGCAAAAGGGAUAGACUGCUUGUUUACAAAUGCAGAUUCGUGAAAAACAACGUUCUCUUAUGUCCGAAAGUUGUACUGCCGUUCCCGUGUUCGCCAUAUGUGUCCCUAAUCGCCCCACUUAGCAGUUUAUCACCCUUAUUUGUGAUUCUCUUGUUAUACAACAGGUUUUCAUCCAGCAGCACGCUCCAAGCAACACACUCAAAAUCGCGCCCGCGACGCGCUCCAGCAGCGACCGAUCGACCCCAAGGACGAUCACAAACGCGCUCGCCCCGCGUCACAUUUUCGACUACCAUCUCUAGCUGCAACGAGGACAACAUUUGAUCGAUCGAAGAUCGCCCCAAGAUCCAUUAGCACGACAACAAACGCGCCCCGUCAAGUUUCAUCGAUCGAAGAUCGCCCUCAAGAACCAGCAGCACGCCCCGCGCUUCACAAACAGUCCUUCGCUCCCAAGAACACCCGCGCUCCAGCAACGUCGAUUCGCGACAGCCGCUCGCAAUCCAGCUGCAACGAGGACAACAUUUGAUCGAUCGAAGAUCGCCCCAAGAUCCAUUAGCACGACAACAAACGCGCCCCGUCAAGUUUCAUCGAUCGAAGAUCGCCCUCAAGAACCAGCAGCACGCCCCGCGCUUCACAAACGGUCGUUCGCCCCUAAGAACACCCGCGCUCCAGCAACGUCGAUUCCCCAAGAACACCCGCGCUCCAGCAACGUCGAUUCGGGACAGCCGCUCGCAAUCCAGCUGCUACGAAGACAACAUUUGAUCGAUCGAAGUUUGCCCCAAGAUCCACUAGCACGACUACAAACGCGCCCGCCCCGCGCCCCGUCAAGUUUCAUCGAUCGAAGAUCGCCCUCGAGAACCACCAGCACGCCCCCAAGAAUCCCCGCGCUCCAGCCGCUCGCCAUCUGCACCACAUCUUCGAUUUCCAUCUCCAGCUGUGAUUGAAGGUGAUUAAGCUUAAACCUAAGAAACAUACAAAACUAUGCAUUAUUGUACUGCCGUUGGUGGUCCGUCUGGGAUUGAACCCAGACCUUACUUGGGUUAAGAGGCUACCACGCUAACCACUAAACCACCGAACCUGGCUAUGCGGGACAAUUAUGCGUAGAUAGCAUACAUUUUGCCUUGUUCGCAACUUUGUCACAAACUGUCAAACACGAAAAAGUUUGUUUGCAGUAGUUUAAUAGCUCCUUCACAAAAUGAACUUUGAGUUUAUUGUUGACGUGGUUUAUGGAUAAUCCCCUGGGUGUCCUUCAGUUAACCUUUCAAAGCUGUAUUUAUUACACAAACACGAGUUAUGUAGGUCUUCCCGUUUUAUGUAUUUAUUUUGAUUAUGUCUCUGGUGUAGCUGUGUGUGUGUGUGUAGUGGCAGAAACCCCAUUUGGAAAUAAAUAUAUGUGAAAAACACAAAUAUAAGCAAGAGACGGUUAAACUUCGGCUAGUCUCGCCGUCGAGGGCCCUCGCAAAUGCUAAAAAGCAGGGUAUAAAACGGCAUCCCAACGCCUCUCUCUCUUGUCUCUCUUUCUCUGAUUGGCUUGGUUUUCACGCUGGCGAGAGGGGAAGAGAGAGAGGGUCGGAAAGUAGGGGGUGAACACAUUUGAAACUACCAGAUAUGGCUUCAUCUUGCAACGUUGUCAUGACAUUGUGUUGUGGACGAAAUUUAUAACUUUCCUUCGUUAGUAAUAAUUCCCAAAUUUGAUUGGAUUGAUAGACAAAUAUGAUGACGUCAUCUCUGCUUGGGACGUAAGAUUCAAGUAUCUAGAAUGUCACUCGCAACAUUUUCUUUAUCAGUUUCCAAAACCAUGUCUUUUGAUAUACAACAGUUAUAUAGGCUAUAUGUAAGCCUAUAUAACUGUUGCGUUGCAAACAUCAUCUCAGCUUGGGACGUAAGAUUCAAGCAUCUAGAAUGUUACGCGCAACAUUUUCAUGAUCAGUUUCAAAAAUCAUGAAUUUUUGAUACCCAUAAUCCCCCAGAGAGAAACUUUCCCCGGGGCACUUUUGCAGACAUCAUCUCUGUUUGGGACGUAAGAUUGAAGUACUACACACAUUUUACACCGAGGAGACGUUCGAGCUCUGAUGAGAGAGUACAAGCUGGCCUACGGCAAUUUUAUUGAGCUCGAUAAGAACAGCUUCUUUCGAAUCCAAAGUUCAAAAGUUCUCGAACUACGACCAAGGGGUUUCCAGCAUCAAGGAUUACUUACUAGUCUGAAUGGAAUCUGUGAAAUUCAAGAACGACUGGAAGAAAUUCACAGAACAUCCACGUCACACUUUCGGCAUCCACUUCACACUUUGGGCAAUGGCGAUCGAGACUGUUGAUUUUGAGCAAUGUCUCCACACUCCAGCUGAUUUGCUACAUUUCUUCCCCGUUCGGGAGACAAACCACGAGCGAGCUCUGAUGAGAGAUUACAAGUUGGCCCAGAACGUUAACAACGCCUACGGCAAUUUUAUUGAGCUCGAUAAGAACAGCUUCUUUCGAACCCAAAGUUCAAAAGUUCUCGAACUACGACCAAGGGGUUUCCAGCAUCAAGGAUUACUUACUAGUCUGAAUGGAAUCUGUGAAAUUCAAGAACGACUGGAAGAAAUUCACAGAACAUCCACGUCACACUUUCGGCAUCCACUUCACACUUUGGGCAAUGGCGAUCGAGACUGUUGAUUUUGAGCAAUGUCUCCACACUCCAGCUGAUUUGCUACAUUUCUUCCCCGUUCGGGAGACAAACCACGAGCGAGCUCUGAUGAGAGAUUACAAGUUGGCCCAGAACGUUAACAACGCCUACGGCAAUUUUAUUGAGCUCGAUAAGAACAGCUUCUUUCGAACCCAAAGUUCAAAAGUUCUCGAACUACGACCAAGGGGUUUCCAGCAUCAAGGAUUACUGACUAGUCUGAGUGGAAUUAUCCAACUCUUCCUCAGAGUCCAACGUGGGCCAUAUGUCCUUCUGUUGGCGAUCUCCUAUCGGCUCAACAUGAUGGAAAAGCUUAUGGAACACGUACGUCGCCGUCGUCCGACGCAGGAAGUUGCCUACCACGCCCUCUACUGUUACUAUGUGAUGGGACAUUCCAAGGCGGAAGUUGCGGCGGCUUACGGGAAAAGCAUCACCACGAUCAAGAACUGGAUUGUGAAAUACGAGAACAAUGGUGGAAUGAGUGCCGCUGAAAAGCGACGAACGUUCCGUUGUUUCAAGGAGGAGGAGAGAUGCUGGAUUGUCGACUUGUACAAAAAGGAACCUGUCCUUUUCCUCGACGAGGCCAAGUGUAGAUUUGAGCAGCGUUUCGGAAAAUCCAUCAGCCUGUCAACGAUUUCACGCAUUCUCCACGAAGCAGGUUAUACCUGGAAGGUGCUGGAGAGGAGGGCGAUUCAGGUCAAGGUGAAGGAGAUUGCCUUCUACCACGAUGAAAUGUCGGCCUUCCAUUGGGACUUACAUAUGCUAUGCUUUAGUGACGAAAUCUCGGUGGAUAAUCGGGGCGUCUUGCGCACGAAGGGUUACGGGCCGAUCGGCAAGAAAAUCGUUUACCGCGGUGAGUUUACCCGGCAAGCUCGUGUUUCUCUGCUUGCGUUCUUGGGUGAGGAAGGAAUAGUAGAUACAUUCUACACCGAGGAUACGUUCGACCGCACGAAAUUUUUCUUCUUCUGCAAAAAGCUUGCACUAAGUGACAAGGUCGAACCUUACCCGGGCAGAAAUAGUGUUUGGAUCAUGGACGGGGCGCGUAUCCACCUGGAUGCAAACCUGGUUAAUUACCUGCGUCACCUUGGGCUAAAGGUAGUAUUUCUGCCCGGCUAUGCGCCUUUCUAUUCACCGAUCGAAUUUGUGUUUGGGUUCGUGAAGAAAAUGUUGAUCAGAGUGCAUCAGGAAAACGUCAAGUCCAUCCUCACCGAAGUCGCCACAGUCCUGCAAAAGUUCUCGAACUACAACUGCACGGCGCUUUUCGCAAAGUGCGGAUAUCUUUGCGGUGGCAUUUUUGAUCCAGCUCGAGGUCUUGGCAAAAUUACGCCAGCGUGAUAUUUUCUUUUUUUUGUUUGAUUUUUUUUCAAUACAACACAAACACAGUUAUUGUUUACAGUACACAUCACCACACUUACAACUCAUCAACACACUUAAAACACAUCAUAAAUACAAACAUGUAAAUAUGGUAUUACAUUUAUAAGACUGAACUGCAUUAAAAUACUAUGUCAAAAACGAAA